GGCGCUCGCAAGGAUCGGUGGCCGGCACCUGAAAUCCGUCGGCGUAAUAAACUCCUCCGCCUCAUGUUUCUUCAGUCAACGCCGUGGCGUUGCUUCCAAGCUCUUUGUUGGUGGAUUAUCGUUUUGCACUACAGAGCAAGGAUUAUCUGAGGCAUUUUCCAAAUGUGGCCAAGUUGUUGAAGCUCAAAUAGUUAUGGACAGAGUCUCUGACAGAUCAAAAGGUUUCGGCUUCGUGACAUUUGCUUCUGUUGAUGAAGCUCAGAAAGCUUUGAUGGAGUUCAACGGACAGCAAUUUAACGGCCGUGUGAUAUUUGUGGACUACGCAAAGGCGAAGCAGAGUUUUGGUGGUGGUCGCUAUCCAAUAGCUAGAGGACCGCCUGAUCCAGUGAUGGCAGUUAAGUUUCAUCGGCCGGGUCUUGUAUCGUCAAGCUCUUCAAACCCUUGUCUUUCCCGGAUGUCCGUUGGAACCUUUAUUUCCUGCAGAAGAGUGCUACAAUUGGAUUAUAUUUCAAGCUGCUGCGGAAAUUCGAGGAGUCAAUUGUUUGUGACCUAUCAUGUUCUGGACAAUAAGAACUACUUUCUUCAGAGAAAACUUUUUGGAAACAAGAAGAUGAGUUGGUAUAAAUCGCGGAGGACUAUGCAGCCUUUUCUCCUUGCAUCUGCUGAAGACGGAGUCGCUGUUAAUGGGGGUUCCCAGUCAAGACCCAGCGAUGAUGUUGAGGAGAUGAGGGCAAAACUCAGUGGAUCACUACAAGAUGAAUACAGCUGUGGUGAACUCAUUCAGUCUUUGCAUGAUGCUGCCAGAACUUUUGAACUGGCACUUAAGGAGAAGAUUUCCUCUUCCAGAUUACCAUGGUUUUCAGCAGCCUGGCUGGGAGUUGAUAGAAAUGCAUGGGUUAAGACAUUUUCUUAUCAGGCUUCCGUGUAUUGCUUACUACAAGCUGCAAAUGAGGUUUCAUCUAGAGGAAACAAUAGAGACGAUGAUGUUAAUGUCUUUGUGCAAAGGAGUUUAUCACGCCAAGCUGCUCCUCUUGAUAGUAUGAUGCGGGAUAAACUAUCUUCCAGUCAUCCUGAAGCCAAUGAGUGGUUUUGGUCUGAACAAGUUCCUUCGGCGGUAACAUCUUUUGUGAAUUGUUUUGAGGGGGACCAACGAUUUGUUUCUGCAACUUCUGUCUAUGUCAAAGGCAAGUCCUCAGCUGCAAGCCAUGAGAUUGAGGUGUCACUUCUCAUGCUUGUGCUGAAUUGCAUCGCAGCAGUGACAAAACUUGGCCCGACAAAAAUUUCGUGCCCGCCCUUCUUUUCUGUGAUUCCAGAUACUACAGGGAGAUUGAUGGACAAAUUUGUUGACUUUGUUCCACUACCUCAGGCCUAUCAUUCAAUGAAAAGCCUCGGUCUUCGCAGAGAAUUUCUUGUUCAUUUUGGACCUCGAGCAGCGGCAUGCAGAGUAAAAAGUGACUGCGGUACAGAUGAGGUUGUCUUCUGGGUCGAUCUUAUACAAAACCAACUGCUGAGGGCUAUUGAUCGGGAGAAAAUAUGGUCAAGAUUAACAACGUCUGAAAGUAUCGAGGUUUUGGAAAGAGAUUUAGCUAUUUUUGGAUUCUUCAUUGCCUUGGGCAGGAGCACCCAGUCUUUUUUAGCUGCAAAUGGUUUCAGUUCGCUGGAGAAUCCUGUGGAAGACCUUGUUAGGCACUUCAUUGGGGGAAGUCUCCUACAAUAUCCUCAGCUUUCAGCCAUCAGUUCUUACCAGUUGUAUGUAGAGGUUGUCUGUGAAGAACUAGAUUGGAUUCCUUUCUAUCCAACCAGAAAGGACUCCCAGCCAGCCGAACAAUCACACGGGCAUAAAAGCAGACCACAAGGGCCACCUAAUUAUGAUGCUCUUCCACAGAUAUUGAAUGUUUGCUCUUAUUGGCUACAGAGCUUUAUUAAGUACAGCAAAUGGCCUGAGAAUCCUUCUAAUGUCAAGGCAGCGAAAUUCUUAUCCAAGGGGCACAACAAGUUAAUCCAGUGCCAGGAAGAACUGGGAAUAUCAAGUUUGGCAGUAACAGAAGCGGGUUUUAUUGACAUGAACUCAUCCUCAACUGAUGGAGAGUCAAGCUCAUUUGACAAGGCUCUAGAGAGUGUAGAUGAAGCUCUCGUGAGACUGGAAAGCUUGCUACAGAAAUUGCAUGCAUCAAGCUCAGCUUCUGGAAAGGAACAAAUAAAAGCUGCUUGCUCUGACCUAGAAAAAAUAAGGAAGCUCAAGAAAGAGGCUGAAUUUUUAGAGGCAUCUUUCAGAGCCAAAGCAGCUUCCCUCCAAGAGGGAGGUGGUGACAGUGACUCUCAGGAGUACUCUGAGGAACAAAGCCAGUAUCUAAAAGGAAAAGACCCAAAGAAUUCAAAAAAUUCUGUAGAUCAAGGCACAAAUAGGGAUCGUGGAUUCUGGGGGUUUUUUGUUCGCACUCCAAGAAGGAAGCCUGGCCCCGAGUCAUUGACAGAUGAAUAUUUUGAGAAAUCCAGAGAAAAUGUAGAUAGUGUGGAUUCCAACCCUAAUGAGAUCUAUCGGUUCGAACUUCUAAGGAACGAACUGAUAGAGCUGGAGAAGCGUGUUCAAGGAAGUACAGAUGAGUCGGUAAAUGAAGAGGGACGAACCUCUGAAGAUCUUCCUAAAUUAAGCAGCAGUAUGAAAGGUGUGCAGUUGGUUCAGAGCUCAAAGAAAGAAAGCGUCAUUGAGAAAACUCUUGACCAACUUAAAGAAACCACUACGGACGUGUGGCAAGGUACUCAGCUUCUUGCGUUUGAUUCAGCUGCUGCUAUGGAGCUCCUACGGAGGUCUGUGGUAGGAGAUGAAUUAACAGAGAAAGAGAAGAAAGCCCUACGCAGAACCAUGACUGACUUAGCAUCAGUUGUUCCCAUUGGUGUUCUUAUGCUUCUUCCUGUCACAGCAGUUGGUCAUGCGGCUAUGCUUGCUGCAAUUCAGAGAUAUGUACCAGGCUUGAUACCUUCAACCUAUGGAGCCGAAAGGUUGAACCUGUUGAGACAGCUCGAGAAGGUCAAGCAAAUGCAAACAAAUGAAACAGAGCCUGAAGAAGGCAUUGAUGAAACAGAAUCAUGACUAGAUCAAGAAACAUAAAUUCAGUCU
Molecule: messenger RNA, 3118 nt
Organism: Arabidopsis arenosa
Lineage: Eukaryota; Viridiplantae; Streptophyta; Magnoliopsida; Brassicales; Brassicaceae
Source: the annotation of a GenBank genome assembly